Messenger RNA from Triticum dicoccoides, 1567 nucleotides. RefSeq lists its product as uncharacterized. The transcript has 5 exons. Lineage: Eukaryota; Viridiplantae; Streptophyta; Magnoliopsida; Poales; Poaceae. The record is from RefSeq and is a predicted model, not a curated record. Bases 239 to 970 code for a protein of 243 amino acids.
CCUCCUCUCGCUGGCUUUGCCUUGUAGAGGGGAAGAACAGGGGAGGAGAGGAGAGAAGGCACACAAAAUCUGCUCCGAAUUCUCCGGUUAAUUCCACUGCUCGUCCCAGCCUGAGAUCAAUCCGCACUUCCGGUUCGGCUUCUCGAGGGGGAGGAGAGGAGCGAGGGAAUUCGGCUGCGGAUUGGAUUGGAGCACUAAAAGAGGCGGCGAUCUUUCAUAGCACGGCGCAAGUCCGGCGAUGGAGAGGGAGUCGAGGAAGAACUACCAGACGCGAGGCUCCGCGCGCGGCGGCGGCGGCGGGGGCGCUGGCGGUGGCACGGCGGCGGAGCGCGACCUGCUGCUGCAGUGGGGAAACCGGAAGCGCCUGCGCUGCGUCAAGGUGCAGCGCCGCGACGUCGAGGCCGCGGCCACGGCGGCCGCCGAGAAGGCCGCGGUAGGACAGCGCCGCGCCGCCGCCGCCGCCGCUGCCGCUGCCGCAGCCACGGCGGCCGCGCAGCACCACCCGCCCGGCCACGCCCACCACCGCGCCCUCAGGAAUCCUGAGGAGUCUGGAGCAAUGAGGCCGCCAUCACAGCAGCAGCAGAACAACACGAUCCGCACGGUUACAUCCCCAGUCAGGGAGCGCUCUGCAAAGGGAAACAACGACAACGACACGGUGCCUCCGACCUCUCUCGAUGACAAGAAGGGCUCGUCGUCUGGGAGUGAAGGGACAAUCUGGCCCAAUUUUGCGGUCUCCCUAACGAACAAAGAGAAGGAAGAAGACUUCUUGGUGUUCAAGGGGUCCAAGCUGCCUCAGAGGCCCAAGAAGAGAGUGAAAGCCAUCCAGAGGACUGUCAAUUUUGUAUGCCCUGGAACGUGGCUAUGCGACCUGACUCUGGAAAGAUACGAGGUACGAGAGAAGAAGGUCUCCAAGAAGCGCCCCAGGGGACUGAAAGCGAUGCACGACAUGGACAGCGAGUCGGAAGAGUGAUGGUACGAUCGUCGUCGAGCCUGAGCAGCUGAGCAGUUAGAAAAGAAGAAUAUACACAAACACCGCCACAGAUCCCGUAACCGAAGAUUGAAAGUUAACCUUCCCAGACGGAAUGAUCAGUGGGCCGACUCCCGACCGAUCGAUCGGUCGGGAACGGCCUCCGGGGUGCUGUGGAGAUUGCACAGGAAAACACAGAGCGGCUGCAGGUUGUUUCCAUGCCUGCCUCUGUAAUUUAUUUUACAGAGAGCGUUGGCUAUAUCAUGUCCCCAAGGGCCCUGACCUCAUGUUGAUACCAUUUGAGAGCAUCUCCUCUCGCUGUGUCGUCAAAUGGGUGCCGAGUGGGGUGCUCCAGUGCAGCAGGCGGGCGUGUGGGUUUGCCCUCUGCUUGUACUGGCAAGUGACAGUAAUAAUACUCAAGUUUAACAUGGAUUUACCAGGGCCUUCGGUAAUUUGUUUAUACCAGCUGCUGUAAACUCUUCCUCUGUAGUCCCAGUUUGGAGCAUCAGAUGAUGCCAUGCGUAGGCUUGUCAGGCGGAUAUAUGAAUUUGUGGAUGCGGUGAUUUAUGGUCUAUAGCUUUGUGCAACUGGAAAAUGAUA